AUGUCAGAUCAAUUGGUAAUCGAUGCGGUUGCCACCCGUGCCUACACGUAUGCGCAUGGUGACACCGCCUUUACAACAACGAUGGCGUUUGAUCACCACUGUGAUGAACUGGAUCUCUUUCGAAGAGGGCUUGGCUUCUACUCUGAGAGAAGUCGCCAACAGUACAAGGCUAUUGACUUACUUUCCACGAACGAGUACGGCGACCGUUUCUUCAAAGGGUUCAUGAAAUGGCACCUCAAAGGGGACGAUCACGGUACGGGUAGAGACCUUUUCUCACGAUACCUCUUCAUGUCAGCGGACUUGAAGGCCAGGGAGGAAAACAACAAGGAGAAGAUCUGGCGAAUUGUCUGGCGUGAGGGCCUUCCGAAUUUUCAAGAUAAGGCUGGCACUGUGGCCACUAACGAACAAUGUGGCCAGCAGAUGCGCAAAUUUGUUAGAACAUUUGGCUCCCUUGAACAAUGGCGCCAUGAUCAAUGUGGGAGGUUUCACCAUCGGAUCUGGGACGCUCUGGUUGAAAAGUAUGGCUAUCCGGUUCUAAAAAGGGGUUAG
Molecule: messenger RNA, 549 nt
Organism: Fusarium mangiferae
Lineage: Eukaryota; Fungi; Ascomycota; Sordariomycetes; Hypocreales; Nectriaceae
Exons: 3
Coding region: 1-549 (182 amino acids)
Source: RefSeq, a predicted model, not a curated record